AUGACUUCGCACGAUGUCCACGACGUGCUUAACUUACCACUCAACAAUACUGGCCCGCGACCAGCCAAGAAACCAAAAAACACCGUCCAGCGACCAAGUUUGAAGGGCCUGGCGAGGGAGGUCCAGAGUUUGGGGGGUGACAAUCCUAUCGCUAUUGUCCCCGAAAUUUCCAACUUCAAGAGGCGUCGGUUUGGCAGUAGGAAGCCAGCCGCACGGUGGGAGUGGCGGACAUUCUACAACUCGGCGCGGUACGAUCAGUCGCUGAGUCUGCGGCAUUGGAGGCGGCAGACGGAAGAGCAGUCGACAGCUCGGGAAAGGCAAGAUACAGCGACUGGGACCAUCGUGAAUAAUAAGCAGAAACAGCUGGACGAUUCCGGGUUUGCCAAGUUCAACGUGCAGGUCGAUAUUCCUCAGUAUAGCGAUGACCAAUACUACUCAAACUUGACAAGUCGCGAAUGGACGAAGGAUGAAACCGACUACCUAUUUGACCUCGCUCGGGACUUUGAUCUUCGAUGGCCGCUGAUAUGGGACCGAUAUGAAUAUGAGCCUAAGCUACCCGACAACCUGGCGAAUGGAGACAGAUCAAGUGGCACGGAACCUAAUACCGCUAUGGUGUCGGCAUCAAAGGUCCGGACUAUGGAAGACCUUAAGGCGCGCUAUUACGAGGUGGCAGCUAAGAUGAUGGCGGUUCAAAAACCCGUUCAAUAUAUGACCCAAGCCGAAUUUGCCUUGCAUGAAGUUAUGGCCAACUUCAACCCAAUCUCCGAGGCACAUCGCAAAAAGUUCGCAGCAGACGCCUUGACGCGAUCGAGAGAUGAGGCUCACGAGGAGGAGUUGCUGCUUGUCGAAGUUCGGCGCAUCGUUGCCCGACAGGAGAAAUUUAACCAGGAGCGCCGCGAGCUCUACAACCGCCUCGAAUAUCCCCACACCGAGCAGGAUAUCAACGCUUUCAAAUCUAGUGCCGGCCUCCAGACCCUGCUUCAAAACCUAAUGAACGUCGACAAGUCUAAGAAGCGGAAAUCCCUCUUGGAAGCCAACGGGAGCAACACCCCGACGUCCGCCCAUCCUUCGAACAAUCUCUCAGGCCACGGAAACCCUACGCCCACCACAGAAACCCGCAGGGAGAGCAUUGCUGCUUCCUCCACAGGGCACCGUGACUCGAUGGGAGGAACUGACCGACCAGAACGGCCGGCUAAGAAAGGUGCUCAACCCGAACGGAGGAAGCUUGGCGAGCAGGAAGAGAGGUUAUACGGUGUAUCGCACCAUGAUCGUCUACCUUCGGGGCCGACCUUCCGUUACGAACGAAUCAACAAGAUUCUCACCACGAAAAGUCAUGCUCAACACCAACGUAUCACGAACACCCUCGCCGAACUAGAUAUCCCGAGCAGACUCAACAUGCCCACGAGAGCAGUAGUAGAGGAGAUGGAGAGGCUUCUCAAUUCCAUCGGUAUCCUCCUUGACAUGCGUAAGAUGAAUGACAAGAUCGACGCCGAAAUCAGAUUGGAGAAAGCUAAGAAGGUAGAGCGAGAGAAGGCCCUCGCACCCGCACAACUCGAGGCCGCGGUUAAGACAAGCGAUGUAGAAGCAGUUAACGAUGGCCAGGCGAAGGUCAGAAGUGUUGUCAAUGAGGACGUUAGUAGCGCAGACAGGGACUCCCUGUAUACCGCCCCUGCCGUGGCUGUGAAGCCCAACGGUGACGCGGCCUCCUUUACGAACAACAUGACCGACUACCAAGCAGAAGGCAAGAGCACACUGGCAGCAGACAGUGUCGAGACCGCUACUGGGCCGGUUAGACAGGGCCCUGCAGAGGAUCAUAGGGGCGGGCAACUAGGGGGCGGUGGACACAAGAGGAGCGCCAGCGAGCUGAGCAGUGCUAGUGAUAGAGGCAUGAAAAGGCAGAAGAAAUAGAAGGACAGAUAUAUGCUUUUUGUUCUAGCUAACAGUGAUUGUCUGUGGUGUGGGCAAAAUAACGGGUGACAUGGAAUCAGGGAGGAACUAACACAAUAGAACUGUUUUCUUCAUCAAGAACGAGGAGUAGGUGUGGCUGUGGGAAUGGGAAAUAGCUUUGGGUCGGGUAGAGAGGAAAGGAGACGAAUCUGAUGCCACUACUUACUGGUGAUCGGUGGAUAAUUAUACUUGGUAUACACCCCUUUUGGUUGGUACCGCUCCUUUUCAUACGACUUUCUCUUACAAGUAACGAUGCCACUCAUUGAGACACGAUUGACUUCCAGACAUUCUCCUCGCUCACCUCUUCUGUUCCUAUGUGUUGACUUCCUUUUACCUGUUACCUGAAACCUGUCACCUACCUGAGUAUUUAACCACAUUAUGAGAAGCUGUGCUAUAAUAGCUACCCCCCUCGCUCUUAAUCAUCCUGCACGCCGAUUACUCGGUCUUAUGUAUGAUAUCGCUGCAUCGCAUCUGCCUUGUGUACAUACAACUAAGCCAGCCGCCACUUCAGUACUCCCCCCUACCAUGUACGGAUGGAGGUGAAACCCGUCUCUCUCCCUGCUCCAAAAGUCUGUCCCAGGCCACAGUCACUGCUGGUAGGCAUGUAUGGAGCCUGUGUUUGCCCACCUUGCCUCGCUAGCUGUUACAGCCAAACCAAGGGUAGAGAUAUGCUAAAGUUGAAAUCCGCCUUAUAA
This is a messenger RNA of Durotheca rogersii, 2642 nucleotides long. RefSeq lists its product as uncharacterized. Gene Ontology annotation, cellular component: NuA4 histone acetyltransferase complex; Swr1 complex. Gene Ontology annotation, molecular function: transcription corepressor activity. The coding region runs from base 1 to 1908 and encodes 635 amino acids. The record is from RefSeq and is a predicted model, not a curated record. Lineage: Eukaryota; Fungi; Ascomycota; Sordariomycetes; Xylariales; Xylariaceae. Gene Ontology annotation, biological process: negative regulation of transcription by RNA polymerase II; chromatin remodeling; DNA repair. The transcript has a single exon.